This is a messenger RNA of Phlebotomus argentipes, 586 nucleotides long. RefSeq names its product large ribosomal subunit protein eL28 (gene RpL28). Bases 114 to 533 code for a protein of 139 amino acids. NCBI's taxonomy places the organism in Eukaryota, Metazoa, Arthropoda, Insecta, Diptera, Psychodidae. The record is from RefSeq and is a predicted model, not a curated record. Gene Ontology annotation, cellular component: ribosome; cytosolic large ribosomal subunit. Gene Ontology annotation, biological process: translation. The transcript has 3 exons. Gene Ontology annotation, molecular function: structural constituent of ribosome.
CCUGAGCGCCUGCAGCGCCACCAAUGCUGUACUAAAAACGACAGCCGUCUUCGCAGCUGGCAACACUAUCUCUUUCCAUUUAUUUUCGUGAAGUUUUCAAGCUUCCUGGCAAAAUGGCAACAUCAUCCCAUCUAAACUGGCUGAUUGUGCGGAACUGCAACUCGUUCUUGCUGAAGAAGCGUGACAUUCCGAAGCCCUUCAGCACAGAGCGCAACAACCUCACGAACCUCAGCUCGUACAGAUACAGCGGCCUGGUGCACCAUAAGACGCUGGCUGUGGUGCCGGCCGACAAGAAGGGCUUCACGGUGGUGUACAAGAAGAACAAGCUUCAGAACAAGCCGGCCAAGAGUCUGGUGAAGGUGACCAUGAAGUCCGGCCCCAGGCGCUCGCUGCACAAGCUGAAGAAGACGCUGCAUGCCCAGAAGUACCGCAAGGACCUGACCAAGGCCGCUCUGAGGCGCGCCAGCGCCGUUCUGCGUUCCCAGAAGCCCACGGACACGAAGAAGGCGAAGAAAGCCAAGAAGGCUGAGUGAAUGUAUUCCCGGGAUCAGGAAUUAAUAAAAGGCACUCAGUGGAAGUGAAAAAA